UAAAAUUGUUGUUUUUUUACAAUUUUAAUUUUAAGUUUAUGUACCAAUACUUGAUGUGAGCUAUUGUAAGUAAAACUUUGAAAAGGUUAGAUAAAAAUGGUGAUGCCAUCCUUCCUUAAACUUUUAAAAAUGACAAGUUGCUAAGUAUACAUUAGGGUAUAGUCAAGUUAAUUAAGGACACUCAAAAGUUUUUCAAUCAUUUUUUGAUUCGUCAAAGUUUAGCAAAUCCAAAACCAAUUUAACCUGUCAAAUGUCUGGUAGCUCUCCUUAAGUGCGUUAUUUAAAGUGCUGCAAAGUCUUUAUCUUUGGUCAUUCUUUAGAGCAGUAAUGGCCAACCUAUAUCUUACGGCACACCAAAAAAUUUAAGAAAUCGCACGAACCGUAUGCCGAGUGUGGUUUUAAUAUGUCUUACUACCAUGGCGUGCCGUAGCUAAAAAAGGUUGACCACCACUGAUCUAGGGUAUACUCAAUUUUUUUGAAACUUAUUAAAAAGCUCUCUGAUUUCUUUUCUAUUUAAAAAUUACCUUAAUUUAAGGUUUUUUUUUAAUUUUUUUUUUAGAGUUAUGGUGAAUCCAAAUAACUCAGAUCAAAGCAGCAUCAAAGCAAUCAGCUUAUCAGAAGUUUUUUCGAUAAAAAGAAGUGCCUUUUUACAAUAAUGUCAACAAUAAAAGAAAGCGAGGGAAAAAUUGUGUGGAAAACUGCAGAUCAAGAUGAUUUUUAUGUCCUUAAAAUUGAGAAUGAUGAAGACGUGCGUGCAAUUUGUCAUGAGUUCAUUUCAAGCGAGCUGAGCAAUGACAGCACUGGAAUCCUCUCAGGCUCUGUCACUAAUGAGUUUUACAGUUUAGAAGACUUAGGCACAUCCAAUGGCUUUAAUCUAUUAUUUUUAUCAGUGCUAAAUAAUUGUCAUGAAGAUGUUGAGAAGCUCUGCAAAUACAACUUUGAAAUUGAUCAAGAGUUUACCAUAGAAGAUGAAUCUUUGCAAACCAAGUCAUUUAGUGCGAUCGACAAAGCUUGGGAUAAUUUUGUGAAUGCAAAGGAUACAAACGUAAAGGACGCCAGUAAUAAAAUCAUCAUGAGUCUACUAAACGUCAAUUCAAAGAUACCUAAAGGAUUUGAGAGCUCAACAGCUUCCGACGAGGUUCGAAAUUUUGUAAAAGCAGCUAAAAUUUUGCAUGAGUUUGUUGAUACAAAAGAUAUGAAAGGAAUAAAAGAUGGAGUCAGCAGGAACCGGCAUUUAUGGUACUUUUAUGAUGAAAAUAAUCAAUCACUUAUGGCGCGAGCAUUGAAAGCAGCAGAUUUAAACAUAUUUAAGCUCUUAACCUCAUUAGAGUUAUCUAUAGGACCACAUGAACUUCAAAAUCACAAACAAUUAUACAAAAAUCUUCAAGGUGAGGACAAAGAAGCAAUACACGAUCAAAAUCGAUCCACUUCAAAUAGCCUCCCAUCCGCACACAUUUAUGCACUCUUAUCAAAAUGUAAAACUGCAAAAUACAACCGCAAACAUCACAUUUACCAAUGGAAAAUAGAAGAAGCAUUUGAAAUCAUCGAUAGCAGUGCUGGCUACCCAACAACAGGAAGCAACUCAAAGAAUGGACGAACAAAAGUGUUAAAAAUCGCAGCUGCAUGUAAAAAUAUCAAAAUAUUUUUCGACUUUGAUCACGAUUCGACUAAAUACUUUAAUCCACUCACAUCAAUCAACAGACGAGGUUCAGCAUACCUUAGUGGUGUCAUUGAAAUUGGCGCGAGAGAUUUGUUGGAUGAGAAAACAAAGUUUCAGGUGAUUGGGACGCUGAUCCAUGAGCUAAGUCAUCUUGCUAUGUCCAUGACAUAUGUAAAUGGAUUUAAUCCUUAUCAAAUGGGUGAGUCUGCUGAGAAGACGAGAUUUGAGGUGAAAGUUAGGGUUAAUUGUGAAAACAAGAAAGAUUCUGAAGAACUUAUUAGGCUGGUUUUUGACAAUUAUGAAGAACAUGAAUAUGAUUAUGAAUUAAUAGUCAGACCUUAUCAUAUGAUGAUGAAAUACUUUAAUGACAGUAAUAAAAUCAAUGAUUGUAGAUGUGAUUUUGUAGAAUUAUUUGUAUAUCUUGAAGACGUAGUUGAAAAAGAGUUUGACGAGAUUUUAAAAAUUUGUGAAAAAUUAUACGAUGACAAUGAAAACAUUAAAUUUAGCCAAUUAACUAAGCCAAUGCAGGCUAAGAUCUUGAAAGAACAAAUAUACUUUCAAGGUGCAAAAACCUCAAUUUCUAGAAUUAUUAAAAAUGAUGCAAAAUCUUCUAUUUCCAUAAUUAAUGCAAGUAUUUUAAAUCUUUUGCAACCAACAAAAAUAAGAACAAUUUUGUUUAGCACAACUGACGUUAAGUUUGGUGAUGAACUUGAAAUAACCUCGAAAUACGACUUCGUUGAGCGACAAUUUAAAAGUAAUGUGCCUCAUCGAAGUUGUUUAAAGUUUAAAGAAGUCAAGAAAAUCGUAAAUGAUUCAAAAAUUUUCAUUUUGUCAUGCAAAGCUGGCGAAGGAAAAUCGACAGUUUUUGAGAUAUUUUGUAAAAAAUUUAAAAACGAUUAUUGUUUUAAACACUACUGGAUAUCAUAUUUAAAAUUGAAGAAAAAUCAAAAAAUUUUAGAUUACUUUUUUAAAAGAUAUCAAAAUUUAAAUAUAAACAAAAUAUCUGAACUUAUAUGCAGUAUGAUAUUACCUCAUACUCGGUUUCAAGAUUUCAAAUAUGAUUCAGAUUUUGAGGUUAGAAUUUUUAAAAAACUUUUUCAAAAUGGAAAAGCAAUUUUGUUUUUUGAUGGAAUCGAUGAAAUUAGUCCGGAAUUAAAUGAAUUUAUCAUAGAGAUUUUGAAAACCAUUAAAGAAUUAACAAAAAAUCAAAUUUGGAUCUCUACGCGACCACAAUUUGCAAAUCCAAUCAAACAUGCAUUAAAUGGAAAUUUGUUUACAUUUGAAUCUUAUAAUGCUCCUGAUCGAAAAAAAAUGAUUAAAAAUAUUGCAAAAAAACUUAAAUUUAAAUCUCACAUUUCAGAAAUUCUCAAAAUUUUUACAAAAGAAUUUCACAAUGUUUAUAAUCCUUUUCUGAUUGAGACAAUAACAGAAUUGUAUGAAGAUAAUAAAUUUUUAAUUAGCACAAAUAUAGGUCAAAUGUUUAAAAAUAUUGUAUAUGCUCAGUACGAAAAGAUGAAUCAUAUAAUAGAUUCAAAAAAUCGAUUCAUUUUGGAUGAUUUUAAAUUUUUAUAUCAAUUUUUAUCUUUAAAAUUUUUAUUUAAUGAAGAUCAAAUUAGAAAUUUGUCAAUUAUUAAUAAUUGGGAGAGAGAAAAGAAAAAUUGGCCAUUUGAGAAAAUUCAACGCUACGGUUAUGUUUCGGUAGAUCCAGACUUUUUACAAACAGGCGAUACAACUUCAAUUGACUUUAUUCAUUCCUUAUACGCGGAAUAUUUUGCAUCUGUUUAUGUUUUUGAAAAUGUUUUCAAUAAAAAUAAAAGCGAAGAAGAAAUUGAGAAUAUUUUUGCAAUUCUUAAAUCAAUUUAUUUAAUUGGUCCAUCAAUUCUUAUUAGUUUAUUAAAAAAUGACGAAGAAAAUCAAAAAUUACCUAAAAAGAUGAAAAUCUUGAUUAAAAAUAAAAUUGAAGAAAUACUAAUACAACCUGCGAGUCAGACUAUCAAUCAAGAAUUAAAAUUUUGGUCUUUAUUUAUUCGUCAUGAACAUAAAGUUUUAGCAGAGUUGAGAGAUAAAAAGAUUCAAAUCAACAAUGCAGAUAUAAUUGAUAAACUUCAAGAGAUUGGGACUCAUAUGAAAGUUUUAGAAAUUCUUCAAUGUAUGUUUGCCGAAUGGGGUGAAGAUUAUGAUCAAAAACUCAAAAGCUAUCUAGAAAAAUUAGGUGCAAAAGUUGAAAAUUCGUUUGUGGAUUUUAAUUUAAUUCCGACUAUCAAAUGGUUUAAAAGUUAUAGAGAAAAAAUGUUUUUGUUGGCAUUAGCUAGAAAUGCUAAAACCUAUUUAGAACAUAUUAUUAAAAAAUAUAAAAAUCACACGUCUUUAAAGACACUUCGUAAAUAUUAUGGAUUUCCGUCAAUUUCUCUUUUUUUUCUAUGUGAUGAAAAAAGUUUCAAAGAAUUUGUUGUUAAAAAUUCAGACGAAAAUGAUUUUUUCAAUAAUGUUAUUGAAGAGUUUUUAAGUGUUGCCAAAAUUGAUCGAAAUUAUAAAAAAUUCAAAGAAAUUAUCAAAAGUUUAAGAGUAAACGAGAACAUUAGUAAAAAUUUUGUUAAAAAAUUACUCGAAGAAGAAGUCUUUGAACAAAUUAUCAAACAUUACCAACCUAAUAACAAAAGAGCUAUUGAAAAUAAUAAAUCUAGUAAUAAUGAACAUGUUAAUAACUCUAGUAGAUUUAAUUUUUUUUCACUCUUUGACAUGUUUUUUAACUUUUUCCUUAAUUUUCAAAUAGGACAUGUAUGCACUGUCGAUAAAAGAUAUACUUCAAAAAAAUUAAAAAACUUCAGACGAAAUAAGAAAAAAAUAAAUUGGAAAGAACGAAGAAUGUAAAGAAGCAGACGCGUAGCUAUGUAAAACCAAUUUCCACCCGUCCCCACUAUUUUUAGCGCAUUUUUGAAAACUUGUUUUCGAAAAGAAAGCUGAAUAAUACACUUUGUUCGUUCGUUCGUCUGAAGAAAAACUUUUUAACCAGACAUCGUAGAGAGCUUAGGUUUGUUUUAUUAGCAUCGUUACUAUUGUUUAUUGUCCGAUCGAAUAGUUAAAAGUCUUGAAACAUUGUAUUUAUGCUAAAAUUAAUGAAUUUUUGUUUUGUUUUUAGUGUAACCUGCUCAAAUUUUGUUUUACCUCUAUAAUUUCAAUAUUACCUCUAUAAUUUCAAAUUUUUUCGAGCCGUUGUAAAAUUUGAAUUUCAAAAAACCGUUAAAUGAUAAACUUUUUUUGUAUGGAAAUUCAUUGGAACAAAUUAUUUACUUAUACUAUAGUUAAUGUUUUCAAAGUGCAACUUUUAACGACAAAAUUUCAAUUCAUUUAUUGAACGUUAAAUAAUAAAUCCUUUCUAUAUAAGCAUUCAUUUUAAUUAUUUGUUAAUUACACUAAAAUUAAUGAUCUUCUAAUCUUCUAAUGAUCUGUAAAUGAACGCAAAAUAAUUUGAUAAUCAAAUACUGAUCGCUAACACAAAAAUGCGCUUAAGUCCCUCGAUCAAUAACACGAAAACUUCUGUAUUUUUUUUUUUGCUUUUAAAAAAGACGAAUUAUUCAAAAGUAAACAACGUAGAUGCAAAUCAGGUCAUCUGUUAACAGGCACAAGUGACAGUUCUGUCAUAGGCACUGCCACAAAGAUCUGUUGACUAAUAUGAUAGAUCUGUGAAAGGCAUAAAAACUGCUAACAGGCAAAAGGCAAAGGAAAGAUCGCAACUCUGUUUAACAGUCGAGAUUCCAACUGAUUUUUAAAAUUUAAACGGGUUUUGAUAUUAGUUGAUAUCUAGCAUUGCUAAUUACCAUUUCUUUAUUUUCAACCAAGGCGUGGAAACUCAUUAUUAAUCUUGAUUGAAAAAUCCCAAAAAUCCUAAAAAAAUUCCUAAGCCAAUAAACAUGAAAAUGUGAAAUUCCUGAUGAAUUUUAUGAAUAAUUUCGGGAUAUAAAAGAGAUUUCACAUUUCUAUGAAUAUCAGCUCAGGGAUAUUUUAAGAUUUUUAACAUUUUUCAGUAUUAAUCCUGAGUUUCCAGGCCUUGUUUUCAACUAUUAUUUUAAAGCCAUAAACAAUUCAAUUAAAUUAAAUUUUAUCAUUUGAAGUUCAUCAAAAAUUUAAAUAAAGUUUAAAAAUGUUUUAAUUCAAAGAAAAAUGUUUUUACAUGCAUUCCUGUACAUACUGCUUAGUAAUUUUACAUUCGACAGAAUUUUUCAUUUUUGGACAUUGAAGGAAGAGUUUUCGUGUUGUACAUCCAAAAAUCUUUAUGACAUGCCAUGGAAAUUUGCAGAGUUUAAUGCUGUCAUCCUGUGGCAUGUUAUUGUCAACACAUUCAUCCACAACCUCCUCAAUCAAUUGAUCCCAUUUGUCAUCAUGCUUGACUGACUUCCUUAAUUCCUCUACAAUUCCACUCUUGUCAAGCUCAUUUUCAUUGUCGACGAUGUUUGCAGCCCUCCAAAUGCAUCCUAAUGAGCAGCAAAUGUCACGAGAUCCCAUGCACUCUUCAGCACAGCUGCUUUGAAAGAAAUGUCGGAAGUGAAUUUGUGGAUAGUUGCAGCAUUGCGACAAGUCUUGUCGGUUCUUGUUGAGCUCAAUGCAGGCAUCGGUGGUCUCGUUGUACUUUUCUAGGAUUAAGAUGUCAGCUAUGGAUGGUGUAAUUAGGUAGAUUAAUGGUAAUAAGGCCGUGAUCCACAUGAUUAUUUGAUACUUCUGAUUCACUAGAACUGAAAAUCUGAAUUAUUUC
This is a messenger RNA of Chironomus riparius, 6410 nucleotides long. NCBI's taxonomy places the organism in Eukaryota, Metazoa, Arthropoda, Insecta, Diptera, Chironomidae. The record is from the annotation of a GenBank genome assembly.